This is a messenger RNA of Cynara cardunculus var. scolymus (artichoke), 2034 nucleotides long. RefSeq names its product probable inactive purple acid phosphatase 27. The record is from RefSeq and is a predicted model, not a curated record. NCBI's taxonomy places the organism in Eukaryota, Viridiplantae, Streptophyta, Magnoliopsida, Asterales, Asteraceae. Bases 33 to 1934 code for a protein of 633 amino acids. The transcript is spliced from 13 exons. Gene Ontology annotation, molecular function: acid phosphatase activity; metal ion binding.
UUUUCUCCACCUGUUAGAUUUCUUUGUUCAUUAUGAAACCACCACAAUCGAUCAUGUGGUUUGCAUUUUUCUUGUUUUCUUUAGUUUCUUUCUUGCAUCGUACAUCAUGUUCUUCGGAUUCUUCUUUAUUGCCUACGAAUCUGUUGGAUUCCAUGGAUGGGUUUCAGAACUACACUGCAAUAUCCGAUUUUCGGCUACUGAACAGAAGAAAGCUAGGAGCUUGCCCGAACCCCAACCCUUAUAUUCAAAUACAAGUAAGCUCAACAUCAGAGCUUUCAGAUGACCAGAUGAUCACGGUCACGGUUAGCGGGGUACUUCUUCCUUCCAAGAGUGAUUGGAUUGGUAUGAUUUCACCCUCACAUGCUGAUGUCAAUGCUUGCCCGCAAAACCUGAUUCUGUAUCAGCAGACGGGUGAUCUGAGUGUACUACCGCUUCUCUGCCAUUAUCCUGUGAAGGCACAAUUUGUAAGUAAUGAUCCAGGCUAUAUYGGUUGCAAGAAGAAGGAAUGCAAAAAAUAUGAUCAAAAGGGCWAGUGUUUGGUGACAACAUGCAGUGCAUCACUCACGUUUCAUGUUAUCAACAUCAGAACUGAUAUCCAGUUUGUCUUCUUUGGUGCCGGAUUUCAGAUUCCUUGCGUUUUAGCAAAAUCUAACCUGCUGAAGUUUGCAAAUCCAAACAAACCAUUGUAUGGGCAUCUCUCCAGUAUCGAUUCCACAGGGACAUCAAUGAGAUUAACAUGGGUUAGCGGAGACAAAAACCCUCAACAAGUUCAGUAUGCUAAUGGGAAAACACAAGCUUCUCAUGUUACAACAUUUUCUCAAGAAAACAUGUGCACUUCUGCAAUACAAAGCCCCGCAAAGGAUUUCGGCUGGCAUGAUCCAGGAUAUAUUCAUUCUGCAGUGAUGAAUGGACUCAAGCCUUCAACGCAAUUCUCUUACAGAUAUGGAAGCAAUUCAGCUGGUUGGAGUGCUAGAAUCAAGUUCAAAACUCCACCAAGUGGGGGAUCAAACGAACUGACGUUUCUAGCAUUUGGUGACAUGGGUAAGGCCCCUCGAGAUGCUUCUGUUGAACACUAUAUUCAGCCUGGAUCACUAGCUGUCGUUCAAGCCAUGGCUGAUGAAGUUUCAUCCGGAAAUAUAGAUUCCAUAUUCCACAUUGGGGAUAUAAGUUAUGCGACAGGUUUUCUGGUGGAAUGGGAUUUCUUCCUUCACCUCAUUAGCCCUGUGGCUUCGCAAAUUUCUUAUAUGACUGCAAUUGGAAAUCAUGAAAGGGAUUAUAUAAAUUCGGGCUCUGUAUACAUCACGCCAGACUCAGGAGGAGAAUGUGGUGUGGCUUAUGAGAGUUAUUUCCCGAUGCCAACACCAGCAAAGGAUAAGCCAUGGUACUCAAUCGAACAAGGGAGUGUGCAUUUCGUAGUUAUCUCAACCGAGCAUGAUUGGUCUCGAGACUCAGAGCAGUAUCAAUGGAUGAGCAAAGACAUGGCUGCCGUUGAUCGAUCAAGAACUCCAUGGGUGAUAUUUACAGGGCACAGACCAAUGUAUUCUAGUUGCGGAAGUGUUGAUGAUAGAUUUGUCCAAGCAGUUGAACCCUUGCUAGUGGCAAACAAGGUGGAUUUAGUUUUGUUUGGACAUGUCCAUAACUAUGAAAGAACAUGUGCGGUGUAUAAAAACCAAUGUAAAGCAAUGCCAAAGAAAGGUCCAGAUGGAGUGGACACAUAUGACAACGGAAAUUACGAGGCACCCGUACAUGCAAUUAUUGGGAUGGCUGGAUUCAAACUAGACAGCUUCCCUCCAAAGGUCGGUACUUGGAGCUUAUCGAGAAUAACUCAAUUUGGAUAUGCAAGAGUGCAUACAACAAAGAUAGAGCUAAAUUUUGAGUUUGUAAAUGCAAAUACAAAGAAGGUUGAAGAUCGGUUCCGCAUCGUCAAAAGCUGAACUCCAUGAACAUAUGUAAUAAUGCUCUUGAUUAUCACAUUAUAAAGAAGAAAGGGAGAUAUUGAUAUGUAAACUUCGAUGACAAUAAUGCUAUUAAUUA